CGCUACGUAAUCGGGUCCGUCUUAUCCUGUACUGUGGCAUCCAACCGGAUUGGGGCCGCUGCGAUCAAGCAGUGACCACAUAUGUUCGCCUCGCGGCUGAGCGCUGAGCAUUUAUUUUUCGCGUACCGAGCCUUAAAGCUGGUUCUGCUUCAUGUCAUGCUACGGAUAUUUCCAGCCGUCCAUGUUAGACACGACCUUCAUUUCUCUGUCUGCUCGGCAAGCUUUGAACAUUGGGAAACAAUCACGAGUUGCAGCACUGGGACUUCUCAUUUAUGAACACAUCAUUACCAUCGAGGACGAGAUUGAUCUGGUCUGGUUGAAGAGGAAAAGUUGGGUGACAUGUCUCUAUCAUUUUAACCGCUGGCUUCCAGCGUUAUGGCUCACAUUUGACACGAUACGACAAAACAAAGUGGUAUCAUCCAAAACUUGCGUCACCUACAUGUUAUGCAAUAAUAUCGUUGCACUCCUUAUGACUAUUUCCGUUCAAACAAUACUACAGCUUAGAGUGUGGGCAAUUUAUAGCCGAAGUCGCAAGGUGCUCUCUUGGAUGAUUGUCCUGAGUAUAAUUGAGGUCGCAGCGAUGGCGCUCCUCAUUGGCCUGACAAUCGCUCGCGUGGAAAGAUUUCCGGUGGUUUCCACUCCAGCAGGCUGUCUCUUUGAGGGUCUUGCCCCCAUCUCUGCGAUCUUUUGGACGCCAGCGCUGAUCCUCGAACCUAUCAUUUGCAUACUCGUCCUCAAAAAGGUUUUCCUGGACCGACACCAACGCGGUGAACUUGCAACGUCUCUGGCCCGUGAUAGUUUAUUAUACUUUCUUGUAAUAUUCAUGGAACUCGUUGGGUCAACUAUUGUCUGGGCUCGGUAUCCCUCCUAUAUAGACCUCUUCAUGCCUUGGUCUAUCGCUUUACCGUCCAUGCUCUGCAACCGUCUUCUGCUCAACAUGAGAGGUCGCUUUGCUAGGGAGUCUGAGCCUGUGCACUCCUCAUUGUUGAUUGAACUCGCCACCCUCCGAACCAGCGCAGAUUCAAGAGUGCCAGACGAAGAGUAAAAGAUGGUGUGCUGUAAUUUUAUACCCCAGCACGGAUUCAAUUAGUAUGAUAUCUCUGUUUGCGCGGGUCUUUGUUAGUGUAACGUACGUUGUGGCUUAGCACGAGCGCUAUGUGUUGUUGUGAGUUUAUUCUUUGUCUUUGU
Messenger RNA from Suillus subalutaceus, 1188 nucleotides. RefSeq lists its product as uncharacterized. The record is from RefSeq and is a predicted model, not a curated record. The transcript is spliced from 15 exons. Bases 152 to 1045 code for a protein of 297 amino acids. Lineage: Eukaryota; Fungi; Basidiomycota; Agaricomycetes; Boletales; Suillaceae.